AUGGAGGAUGCGUCGACGGGACAGAGCGCUGACCAGGCAGCGCGGCUGAUGCGCCUCACACAUAGUCGCAAGCCCCAGAUUAUCGAGCAUAUCAUCACCAAUGCCCCAUCAGCGGUUCUUGAAGAAUAUCAGCGCAUGAUCGACGCCAAGCGGGCAGGCCUACCUAGGAAGCGUAAGAGGGAAGAUGAAGAGGAAGGAGAUGUCACGGGACGCGCACAUGGUCGCUCUGGGCAACGCAGGCGCACGGUGGACGUACACGAGUACCUUCGAUCACCGUCAGCAGCAGUGAUCAUGGAUUGCUGUCGUCGCUUUAUUGAGCGCACCUCGAACUCUGCACUUGCCAACUGGAUCUGCGCAGUGUGCUCACGAGAGAGAGAUCAUCUCGGACCCGACAAGCCUCCCGCUAACAUACGUCUGGCCAACAUGCCAAACGCGCAUAAACUCUACCCCUCGCAGCCUCACGCGGAGCACGACAUAUAUCACGGCAUGCUCCUAGAUCCAGCGGGUCUUCGCCCGAAAAUUGGAGGCGCGCCCGACGGGUCAUCCAACCAACGGGCAAUGCGCGGCAAUGUUUGCUCCUAUGAUCUGGAUAUGAAUGGAGUGGCCGACAUGGUAGAGGGCGAUCUCCUCCCACGGCCACUGUCCAUCCUCCCAUCUACGCUGAGCGUCACUAUAAUCGGGCCGGGCCCUCUUCCGGAGGGAUGGCUUCACUCGACGUUCCGAAAUGAUCCCAAGUAUUUUGGCGCGCUGGAAUUAUCAGAGGAAAGGCUGUCAUCUAUUCCGGAUGACGACGUACCAGCAGAGGUCCUAGCGUGUAUCACGCGCGAUGAUGAUGAGGGCAUUGGUGAGGAGGAGCAUGGGGGAUAUGCGCCCCAAGACGAAGAAGGUGGAGGGGAUGUACACGAAGGAGAUCAAGACCAAGCGCCGGAUUUGACUGUAGACGCCGGCCUGACCUUUGAAGCAGAGGUCAUACCCUUUGAUAUCGCUGGAUCUGUUGACAGUGAUCUUCGAAGAGUUCCGGUUAGUGACGUGGCCGCAUGGGGCAUCUCGAACCUAUGGGAACAAGGACAGGAGGGAGGAUACGUCGUCCGCCAUGGCAGUCGGUUUGUCAGCGACUUUGGACCUGGUGGCAAGCGACGACGGAGAGAAAUGCCUGUUGUAGGCAAUCAUGCCGAGGAGCAUAACUUCUUUGAGAAGGCGUUUCCUUACCUCUUUCCAUACGGGAGAGGAGGUAUCGAGUCAACUCGUCGUGUCCCGCUGGACUUCCGCGAGGAGGUACAAUGGUGCAUGCGCCAUCACACGCGAAGAUUCGCGCGCAGCGAGACCUUCUGCUUUGUUGUCUUUGGAAUCCUACAGCGCCGGGAAGCGCUCGGUUCUGCGCGUCUUCAGAUGCAGCGGAAGACAUUCGAGAGGGACGCGCUCACCAUCAUGAGCAUCACAGACGAUAAGCUGGAGCAGGCUAUUGACGAGGAAGCCCGGGGAGUCGCGAUAUCAGACCCUUCGAUUUGCCUACUUCGCUCGUAUGUCCAUGCGACCGCUGCCCGAGUGACUGGUACGGACACUGCGCGUGUUCGGCUGCGCAGUCAAAUAUGGUCGACAUCGCUCACAUUUGGUCCGCCCUCGCUUUGGAUCACCAUCAAUCCAAGCGAUAUCCACGAUCCAAUUGCGCAAAUAUUCGCUGGGGAGGACAUCGACAUGGACUCUUUCCUGGCGACCUCGGGGCCAGACAAGCACGAAAGAGCAGUGACUAUAGCCAAAGACCCUUACGCAGCGGCGAAGUACUUCCAUUUCGUGAUCCGUCUCGUCCUCGAGGUCCUUCUGGGCGUGCAUGUGACCCCGUUCAAGACCACCUCUCAAGAGGGUAUCUUUGGACGGGUGUCAGCGUACUUCGGCACGGUAGAGUCGCAGGGUCGCGGAACACUCCAUUUACACAUGCUGGUCUAUCUGGAGAACACACCGACAUCAUCCCAGCUACAGUUGAUGCUUAAAGACCCAGAGUACCGUGCUCGGGCGGUGGAGUUCAUUCGCACGUGCAUACGCGCGUAUCUUCCAGGCCUUGAAGACGGCGAGUCAGUAAAGUCGAUCGAGAGGAAUGCGGAGGUGCCGUACUCACGACCCAUUCACCCUGACGUGGCGAACUACGCCGAGCGUGUGCAGAUGCUCGAGACGAAAGUGGCACGCAUGCAACAAGUUCACACUUGUCAUCGCCGUCGCUGCCUCGUACUCAACAAAAAGGGUGUUCUGGAGUGCAAGCGAGGCGCACCUUUCGACAGGAACGAAGAGGACUUCGUUCUCGAGGAUGGUCGUUGGGGGCCAAAGCGGCUCUUCCCCUACAUCAACGCAUGGAACCCUGCAAUUGCCAUCACUCUCAAAUGCAAUAACGACAUCAAGCUACUCACCAAUGGUGCCGAAACCAAGAGCAUCGCAUUCUACUGCACCUCGUAUGCUGGGAAGAAGCAGCAAAAGACGCAUUCACAGUCUGCUCUCUUGGCAAAGGGAUAUGCGUACCACCAGACGACGACGGACUAUCUUGACAGCAUGCGAGAUCGGAACCGACUACUGCUCAACCGUUUAGUGCAGACUGUCAAUCGUGAGCAGGAGUUAGCUGCGCCAAUGGUGAUGUCGUACCUUAUGGGCUGGGGGGACGUGUAUCGCUCGCACCAUUACACUGCCAUCUACUGGACGACAUUCACACGCAUGUUGUUGCGCACCUAUCCGGACAUACAGACAAGGUAA
Schizophyllum commune H4-8 is the source of this 2736-nucleotide messenger RNA. RefSeq lists its product as uncharacterized. Lineage: Eukaryota; Fungi; Basidiomycota; Agaricomycetes; Agaricales; Schizophyllaceae. Bases 1 to 2736 code for a protein of 911 amino acids. The transcript is spliced from 6 exons. The record is from RefSeq and is a predicted model, not a curated record.